AUGGCGUCGAAUGCAGCAGUGCCGUUUUGGAGGUCCGCUGGCAUGACUUACAUAACAUACUCCAACCUCUGUGCCAAUCUUGUCAGGCAAUGUCUUAAAGAGCCAUACAAGACUGAAGCUCUCUCGAGGGAAAAGGUUCAUUUUUCUCUUUCCAAGUUUGUCGAUGGAAAUCCUCAGAAACCAGUUAUUCGUUCAGAUUCUCCUACAGAAUGA
This is a messenger RNA of Dovyalis caffra, 213 nucleotides long. Lineage: Eukaryota; Viridiplantae; Streptophyta; Magnoliopsida; Malpighiales; Salicaceae. The record is from the annotation of a GenBank genome assembly.